Molecule: messenger RNA, 2233 nt
Organism: Puccinia graminis f. sp. tritici CRL 75-36-700-3
Lineage: Eukaryota; Fungi; Basidiomycota; Pucciniomycetes; Pucciniales; Pucciniaceae
Exons: 4
Coding region: 49-2094 (681 amino acids)
Cellular component (GO): cytoplasm
Molecular function (GO): guanyl-nucleotide exchange factor activity; protein binding
Source: RefSeq, a predicted model, not a curated record
GGCUCGAUGUGUAUGUAGUCUUCAUCCCUAUUCUUUUCUUUCUCAGUCAUGGCUCCUCAUGGUACAACCGGUUUGAUCAGCUCACUUCCACUCGAUCUGCUGAUUGAUUCUAUUCUCGUCUUACUACCUACCAGAGACUUAAUCGCCUUGUCGUGUACCUGUCGACUUCUUCACUCGACGAUCCAUCAAACCGAAUUAAUAUGGAAGCGCAAGAUCGCAAUCGAUUAUCGUUUCCCGACUGGCUCGACGGGACGCAUCACUGGCUUCAAGACACUCUAUCGUAAGCUAAGGAAGCCCCAAGUUUGGGUAUGGGGACAAAAUAUGAACGAUCGACUGGGCUUGAAUGGGGAGGACGAAGAGGACUUACUCGAGGCCGUCCUAUCGCAUAACGUCGAAGUACCAACCCCACUGAGACUUCGAAAAGCUGAAUCAAUCGGAAUCAUUGAUCUCCAAGCUGGCGGAUGGAGCUACCAUGGCUUGGAUGUCAACGGGAACGUCUGGUGUUGGGGCACCCUUAACGGAUCCGACGGCUGGAAUCCACCCCCUCACAGAUACUCACCCAAACCAUCUGAAGUCGAGCCAACCAUGUUGGAGAUCAAAAAUUUACCCAAAUUUAAGGCGAUUUCCUGUGGUCGUUCUCACGCCUGCGGUAUUUCGGAUGAGGGGGGAAUUUACGAAUGGCACUCUUGGAACAGAGUCGCCAAACUUACAACAGUUCCAUGGGAGACUCAUGCUGGGGUGACUGAGGAGGUCGCCCAGAUCUGUGCAAGUUGGAAUUUCACAGCUCUACUCUCAUCAGAUGGCGUGAUAUACUUUUGGAAGGAACCUACCAUAUUAGAAGUAGCACAGGCUUUGGAUUCGCAGUUCAACGGCUUGCCCGAGCAUGAUACUAUGGAAACUGUCUACGACUUGGACUCUAAGGACCGCAUCAUUCGGUGUCCUGAUUUGCCUGGCAACGACCACGAUAAAGAUCAAAUAACCAAAAUUGCUUGUGGCGAAGACUUCAUUAUUUGUCUCACUACUACGGGCAAAAUUUACAAAUUAGACCUCUCAAGAAUUGCAGAUACCCAGCGCACUGCUCCCCAGCGAGUUUUGAGGCAGCUUCAGCAACAUGAUGAAGAGCUUGAUUAUCGAGAGAGCAUAGCGCAAGCGUUCCGAACCAAUGAGCGGGAAUGGGAAUACCUUCCGAUGUUCUGUGAACCCGAUAAACUAAGAGACGGUCUGGCCAAUGCACUAACAUUGCAAGAUUCAUCAAAUGCGGCUCAACCCACGAUCACUCACAUCUCGGCACAGUAUAGGACUUUCGUAGCGUAUAGUGUCGAGAGUCCAUCGGAAAAUGAACCGAUCAUCAAGAACAAUUCUUUCGUUUUCUUUGGUGGGAAGGAAACGACAGAGAAUAGCAAGCCUGAGAUCUUACCCAAUCUACAGAACAGAGGAGUUAUUCAAGUCACUCUCGGAGAUUACCAUUAUGCCGCGCUUCUUUCGAAUGGUCAAAUUUUAACAUGGGGAAGCUACUCUGGAGGUGCUUUAGGACUCGGAAACUCGUCGAACCCUCAUAGACAGCUCUGUCAUGACGACUCUGCGGCAGAGUCACCCGGUGAUCCAGUGAAGGAGCGCUAUGAGUUGGGCACCGAGACACCUACGGUAGUGCAGAGCUUCUCUGGCACCACUCAUCAUCUAGCCGAUCGUAUUGGGACGGGCGAUAGCUCUUCGAGUCAGAAGCCCCGCAAGGUAGCCCGUCGCUACGUGUUUUCAGUCACCGCCGCUGGCUGGCAUACUGGUUGUCUAGCCUUCUCGUUGGAUGAUGAGGAUGAUGAGGACUACGGAUUGGCGGUGUUGGAAAAAGACGUCGAAUUCAAGCAGGCCUCCAGGGCCGCCGGGUCGAGCUCAAGGCAAGAUCAACAGGACGGUGGCCGGACGAGCUGGUACGGUCUUCCGUUCAUCAAUCGUACCCGUUUCCCAUCCUUUCGGAUCGGCUUCGCGGGCAGAUUCAUGCAGGGUGGCGCGCGUGGUGGAUUACUCAAUCAUCAGGGGUUCCGUGAUCAAAGAGAAAGAGCUGAGCAGGAUCCGCCUCCAACUGAAGAACAAGAUUAAAAUGACAUUCAUUGUUCAUCUUCAUAUCUUUGUAUAUCCUCUUAUCCAAGGCCUUCUCUUCCUUUGACCUUCUGUCUAUUGAGAUUCCCAGCAAAUUGCUUGCAAGUUAUGUGAAGAUGUACAAAAUCGAGAACUUGUA